AUGAAGGCCUCGGUGCUCUCCAAGGUGGCUAUUGCCACAACGUGGCGUUUUGCAACCGCCACGAGCGCUCCUCUGGCCUCUGAGAAACGUGAAUAUAACCUCUGCGGCGACUCUACUUUUGUCGACGAGUCUACAGGCGGCUCUCCUCUCGCCUCGGACUGUGAGCAGCUUUGGAGGAACAACAACCAGUAUCCGUACCACCAGUUGACCUUGGGGGUCGAGCGGCCGCUUGUGACAUGGGGUACGUGUGCCUUCAGUGCCACAGCCGUCGUGACCCCGUACCUGGAUGGCAUCUGGUGGACCAACAUAGGGGACGAGGAUAUAACCGAUCUGGUCCGGGACUCCAUCAGCAAAUUCACCCGCGACGGCAAGGUUGGCGCUAGGGGAACAGCUGAGUGCUAUGAUGACACCGCCAUUGACUGGAGGAUUCACCACACCUAG
Messenger RNA from Chaetomium globosum CBS 148.51, 441 nucleotides. RefSeq lists its product as uncharacterized. Lineage: Eukaryota; Fungi; Ascomycota; Sordariomycetes; Sordariales; Chaetomiaceae. The transcript is spliced from 2 exons. Bases 1 to 441 code for a protein of 146 amino acids. The record is from RefSeq and is a predicted model, not a curated record.